AUGGCCCAGUCCCUGGUCCUAGUGGAUGCUGCCCUGUGCAUUUCGCCAACCGUCCGACGUCCCAAAUCUGCAGGGGGACCAAGGCGGCAAACGGAGAGGCUGGGUCGGGCGCCUGACGCGGAGCGUCGCCACGAUGGCGCGAGAGCGGUGGCUUCAUCAGGCAGCAACCAAUCCGACUCAAGGAGCACAGAUGGAGCUGUUCUCAUAUUGCCGGGAUUUUUGUCUGGCUCAGAGGCCUACUCAGACAUGAAAAUGGCAAUGAGGGACAUGGGUUUUGCUGCAGAGGUUGUACCCAUCAAAAAAAGUGAUUGGUAUCCAACCUUGUGGGGGUCGAGCUUUGAGUUCUACCUGGAGCCUUUGGCAGAGCGAAUUGAUGACAUGCACAGCGAAUUCGGAAAAAUAUCGCUGGUUGGCCAUUCGGCUGGGGGAUGGUUGGCACGGAUUUGCUUGGGUGACAAAGAAUACAAUGGUCAGUUGUGGGGUCGCAGUGGCAAAGUGCACACCCUCAUCACUUUGGGUGCACCACAUCUGUCAAAAGAGCUGUAUCCGUUUGGGCGGGUCCAGGAGAAGGUGACUGGGCCUGUGGACGUCAGUCUUCCAGAGGCUGCGGCCGGCAGCAGCUUGCAGUUUGCAAAUCAUUUCUAUCCAACAGCUGCUUCCUUGGGAAACGUCAAUGUGGUUUGCGUUGUCGGCAAGUUGACCACAGGCCGACCACUGACUCUAUCUGAACGAUGGCAGUACUACAGUCAACUGAAACGAGUCCCGAAGGAGGUUGCACGGAAAGAUUUUGCAUUCGCUUCUUACAAGGCGAACUGUGGAGAUGGGCAUGCCACUGGGGACGGCGUGUGUGACAUCAACACGGCCCUCCUUCCCAGCGCCCGGCACGUGAUUCUCGACAGCGUGUACCACAGCCCUGGCAGCGGCUUGAGCUGGUACGGAAGCAGGGAGGUCAUUCCUCAAUGGUCGACGUACAUUGGGAAGCGGUGA
This is a messenger RNA of Ostreobium quekettii, 987 nucleotides long. The record is from the annotation of a GenBank genome assembly. Lineage: Eukaryota; Viridiplantae; Chlorophyta; Ulvophyceae; Bryopsidales; Ostreobiaceae.